Molecule: messenger RNA, 2204 nt
Organism: Salmo salar (Atlantic salmon)
Lineage: Eukaryota; Metazoa; Chordata; Actinopteri; Salmoniformes; Salmonidae
Gene: hmbsa
Product: hydroxymethylbilane synthase a
Biological process (GO): heme biosynthetic process
Cellular component (GO): cytoplasm
Molecular function (GO): hydroxymethylbilane synthase activity
Source: RefSeq, a predicted model, not a curated record
AUUUUUACUCUGACGGAAGUGACAUGGUCGUCGAGGUCACUGAUCCAAGGUGGACUGGAAUUUGACAAUCAUUUACUAUUUCGUUACGAUAACAGCAUAUAUAUUUUAAUGAUUUUGGACACCAUUUUGAUAACAUCUCUGGGCAGUUUAUGUUUGCAAGGAGAUGUCUGGUGAAGUUCUAAACGCACAGACACAUCAUUGUAGAGCCUGAGGAAGAACUCUCGUCUUCUUUCACCCUUACCAGGAAGAUCCCCCUUUUUAAGUCACCCGAAAGAAUGGAGGAAGGACCUUAUAAGUGUGUUAGAGAUGGAAACGGAACAGUGAAUCGGGUCAUUAGGAUGGGGACCAGGAAGAGCCAGUUGGCUCGCAUCCAGACUGAUUAUGUGGCAGAGAAACUGAAGACACUUUAUCCAGAUGUCCAUCUGGAAAUAGUUGCCAUGUCCACAAUUGGUGACAAAAUCUUGGACACUGCAUUAUCAAAGAUAGGUGAGAAAAGUCUUUUCACAAAGGAGCUCGAGAAUGCUCUGGAGAGGAAUGAACCACCAGAUCGCAACCAACUUGAACACUUAUGGAAGAUUCUGGAGCGGCGCCUGAGACAGCGUUUUCUACCACCAUCAACAAAACACCAAAUUAGGGUAGACCUAGUAGUGCACUCUCUCAAAGACCUCCCUACAACUCUGCCCAAUGGCUUCACUAUAGGAGCAGUGCUUCAGCGUGAAAGCCCACAUGAUGCAGUGGUGCUACAUCCAAAGAACAGUGGACUGACCCUGGACACUUUGCCAGAUGGCAGUGUGAUUGGUACUAGCUCUUUGCGUCGGGCAGCUCAGCUGAAGAAGAGGUUUCCUCAUCUGGAGUUUAAAGACAUUCGAGGUAACCUCAACACUCGUCUGAAGAAGCUGGAUGAGAAGGAAGACUAUGCUGCCAUCAUCCUGGCGGCAGCAGGGCUGAAGAGGAUGGGGUGGGAGGCACGAGUCAGCCAGGUUCUUGGCCCUGAGGACUGUAUGUAUGCUGUUGGCCAGGGUGCCCUUGCCGUGGAGGUGCGGGCGCGAGAUUGUGACAUCCUGGAGAUGGUGUCUACCCUGCACCACUCAGAGACUGUGCUGCGCUGCAUCGCAGAGAGGGCCUUCCUCAGACGCCUGGAGGGAGGAUGCAGUGUACCAGUUGCUGUGAACACAGAAGUGAAGGACUCGGUGCUCUCUCUGACUGGUGCUGUGUACAGCCUGGAUGGAGCUGACAGCUUGAAGGAGGCCAUGGAAACCAAUGUAGACCCAGGAAAUAAGUUAGAGUCGGCGGCAGACAUCCAGCAUGUUGGGGUAACAGCCCACAAUGUGCCUCAGUGUGCCCAGGUAGCAGCUGAGAAGCUGGGGGUGGACCUGGCCGAUCUCCUGCUCAGCAAAGGAGCCAUGGAGAUCCUGACCACUGCUCGGAAACUCAACGACGCACGCUAAGGCCCUCUCUCCACUCCUACAGCAGGUCCCAAUUUGCUCCCUACCCCUUCCUUUGGCUCUCUAACCUUUUGGCUAAGGGGAAUAAGUAGGAAGCGGAUUGGGACCGGCUGCCAAACACUGUGCAAGCCAUGAUCAGCAUCCAAGACCAGCAGAAGUCGGCAGAGUCUUGAAUAAUGUUUACUCUGAAUAUGUAUGGAUUUACCUCAGUUGUAUUGUAUAAGCUAAAUGUAUAUGAUCCUAUGUAUGUAUGAGCUACUACUCUUGAGAAUGGGUAAAUACUAGGUGAAAAUUUGUAUAGAUGCUGAGGGUUAAGAAUGUACCAAACAAAGAUUUCUGUGAGUAUGACUGACCAACUCCACACACAGUAUUACAACUGAACCGUAUGACACAUCUCAGGCAAGGCCCCUGGCCGUUUUUUAAUCACUUUUCUAAACCAGAACAAAAUGAUAAAACCUGGAAUAUAUUGACAGCAAGAGAAUGUUGUCACAAGUGAAUAUAUAACUAUCAACUCUUACUGGAAAAUGUCUCAUACCGAUAGUGCCAUGUUUGUAUACAGUAUGUGCUUUCUAUGAAGCCUUCAUAUCUGCUUCAGCUCUAUAAAUACCGACCAGUUGUACUGAGUGAUUAGUGCUUUGAGGUCGUUUCGAUUAUUAAAAAAAUUAUCACUGGUUUAGAUUUGUAGUUAAAUGUUAUACAUUAAAUGCAGUAACAGAUUAAAUAAAAGUCCCAUGAUGGUAGUGACUGCCCAUCAGUUUA